Populus euphratica (Euphrates poplar) is the source of this 993-nucleotide messenger RNA. Its product is annotated as Translation elongation factor EF1B/ribosomal protein S6 family protein. Gene Ontology annotation, molecular function: structural constituent of ribosome; small ribosomal subunit rRNA binding. Gene Ontology annotation, biological process: translation. The transcript has 2 exons. The coding region runs from base 10 to 732 and encodes 240 amino acids. Lineage: Eukaryota; Viridiplantae; Streptophyta; Magnoliopsida; Malpighiales; Salicaceae. Gene Ontology annotation, cellular component: ribosome. The record is from RefSeq and is a predicted model, not a curated record.
UAUUCUAAAAUGCGCCAUGUGCGUACAGCGCACCCUCCUUAUCUGAUAUCCCUUUUUCUGCCUUUCACUGACCCAGAAGCAGUAGCUGAAAAAAUGGCAUCGUCUUCUACUUCUUCUUCGCUUACAUCAAAUUUAGUUUCAUCCCCAUUUUACCCUUCAUCAUUCUCCAAAUCCCCAUCAUUGCCCCUCCUCUCAUUCUCUCAAACCCUCAAGCCUUUCCCUAACAACUCAAAACUGGUCUCCAGAGCACACAGCAACCCAACAACAGCAGUCAAGGCCCAAACUGUAGACUUCGCCAGCUCGUUUUAUGAAGGCGGGAUCGGGUCUGACGAUGAACCGGAUUCUCCAAUUGGGUCGGGUACUAUGACUGCUGUCGAGGAGAAGGAGACGCCUCCCUGCCCACCCGGGCUUCGACAGUAUGAGACUAUGGCUGUUUUGAGACCCGACAUGUCGGAGGAUGAAAGACUCGCUCUUACACAGAAGUACGAGGAGUUGCUUGUUGCUGGUGGUGGCAUGUAUGUAGAGGUAUUCAACAGAGGGGUCGUUCCACUAGCUUACAGCAUCAAGAAAAAAAACAAAGCUGGGGAGUCUAACACUUAUUUGGAUGGUAUUUACCUUCUCUUUACCUACUUCACAAAACCUGAGUCCAUUGGAAUUCUUGAGCAAACUCUGAACACAGAUGAUGAUGUUAUCCGAUCAUCCACUUUCAAAGUGAGAAAGAGAAAGUAUUAGUGCUGGUCAGUUUCAAUCUUUUGUGCAGUACGAUGGAGGAACAUGGUUAGGAGAGAAUGAGUUAUAGCGGCAAUGUAAUCUUGUUUGUUAUAAUCUUGAUUCUAAUGAUUGAGAUUUAUUUUGUUUAAUUAUAUCCAUAAUGACAAGAUUAGAAAUCAUGCGGGUGCUAGGAAUGUGGACUGCCUCAACAGUGCAAGCAGUAUUGUAUUGUAUGCGAAUUUAACAACUCAUGAAGGCCAUGUUUAUCCUUGCUUUGAUUGC